AUGCAGAUCUUCGUGAAGACGUUGACUGGGAAAACGAUCACUCUCGAAGUAGAGUCGUCGGAUUCAAUUGAAAAUGUGAAAUCCAAAAUUCAAGAUAAGGAAGGAAUUCCUCCGGAUCAGCAGCGUUUGAUAUUUGCCGGCAAACAACUUGAAGAUGGCCGUACUUUGUCAGAUUACAACAUUCAAAAAGAAUCUACCCUCCACUUGGUUCUUAGACUGAGAGGUGGUGCUAAAAAACGUAAGAAGAAGAAUUAUUCUACACCAAAAAAGAUCAAGCACAAGAAAAGGAAGAUUAAGUUGGCUGUGUUGAAAUUUUACAAAGUUGAUGAAAAUGGUAAGGUUAUCCGUUUGAAAAAAGAAUGUACUUCUGAAAAUUGUGGUCCCGGAGUAUUCAUGGCUGACAUGCCAAACAGGCAUUAUUGUGGCAAAUGUUCAGCUACUGUUCCAAAGUAG
Macrosiphum euphorbiae (potato aphid) is the source of this 453-nucleotide messenger RNA. The record is from the annotation of a GenBank genome assembly. Lineage: Eukaryota; Metazoa; Arthropoda; Insecta; Hemiptera; Aphididae.